AUUAAGUGCAUCCCCUGCCAACCCUCCCCCUCUCUCAUCCCUUUCCGUUCUCCGCCAGUCCAUCGCCAUUUCAUAAAAUCCUCCCUUUUCCAAUUGAAAAAUCGAUCAAAACCCUAACCCUACUCUCACCGCCACUCGAAAACCCCAGUCAGAGAUCGAGAGAGAUCCUCGAAUGCCGUCCAUUCCUCCCGGAAACCGAGCGUUGUUGUCGGCGGAGGAGGCGACCGGAGGAGGAGGAAGCGGAGGAACCGCCGCCGCAUUGCCCUAGACCGCCGCGCCACCCAGCCCCCCAGCGGCCGCCGACCCACCUACAUGGCCAUGGUACCACCGCCGGCACCGGUGUCGCAGCAGCAGCACUCGACGCAGGUCCACCACCAGCCCCUGCCGUCGGAUAAUGAUCGCAGCAGCGGGGAGCUCCGGGCAUUGGACUGCAAUCUCGCCUCCCUGUGCGACCAUAUCCAGAUGGAGGGCUUCAACAAUGCCUCCUUCUCCGAUGUAAUCGUGCAGGCCAUGGGCUCCGCCUACCACCUCCAUCGCCUCAUCCUCUCCCGCAGCUCCUACUUCAGGAACAUGCUCCACGGUCCUUGGAAAGAGGCUGGUGCGCCGACUGUGGUCUUGCAUAUUGACGAUCCUAAUGUUAACUCGGAGUCAAUCGAGAUGGCAUUGGCAUAUCUCUACGGGCAUCAUCCUAAGCUUAAUGACAGCAAUGCAUUCCGUGUUCUUGCUGCUGCUUCUUUUCUUGAUCUUCAGGAUUUAUGUGCAAUCUGCACAGAUUUUAUCAUAUCCGAAUUGUGGACCUCAAACUUCUUGGCUUAUCAGGUGUUUGCAGAGAGUCAAGAUUAUGGUAUUCAUGGGGAACGUGUUAGAAAUGCAUGCUGGGGCUACCUUUGUCAAAGUGCGACCAUGGAGUUGAGAGAGGUACUCCCAAAACUUUCUUCGCAAACUUUGCAUGCUCUGCUGACAUCAAAUGAACUUUGGGUACCUAAUGAGGAGAAACGGUUUGAACUGGCUCUGUACACACUACUUGCAAAAAAUGCCAUUUCUGAGGCAGAGCAAUCUGGACAGGAAAAUUCUGGUUCUGAGACGGGAAUAAGUACUUCAGAUUCUUCUGUGCUGAAGGAAAAUAGUAUAAUGGACGACUGCUGCAAUGAUCAGCUUAUGGAGCCUGAAAUACAUUUAAGCAUACAGGACAAAUUAGAAGGACAUAAAGCUGCUCAUAAUAUUCUGGUCGAGCUUGCAGAUUGUGUCGUGGACUUCCACACAGAUGUUCCUUAUUCCAAUCCAGUACAAGUGCGACAAACAGCUUGCCCUCAGCCACUGCAGGAUCCAAGAUAUUCCCUCAAAAUGGAGCAACCAUCCUCCUUGCACACUUUAGCUGCCACAGAUGCAAUAAGAACAUCGUGUUCAUAUAUUGAAACACGAAAUGGUAUUGAAACAGGUAGAAUGGGGGGAAAUGAAGCUGCUAUGGAAGGUCCAUCUGGUGAAAACACAUGCUAUCAUUUAAAUGGUAAUAUCUGGCUCCCCAGAGAUCAAUCAGGAAACUGCUCCUCAGCUAGCCCUUGUACUAAUGGUGCAGCACCAAAUGAUUGGGGAAGGUGUAACAUGCCUUCCUGGGGUGGCAGGAUAGUAGGUAGGAGACAGGUGAAAAGUGCCAAGGGGAGCUCAGUUAUUCAUGGUGAAGAAUUCGAUGCUUUCAUUAAUAUAUUUGAAGGAGGUUCUCUUCUUUAUUGUAACAUGUCUUUUGAGGCACUUCUAAAUGUCCGGAAGCAACUAGAAGAAUUAGGAUUCCCCUGCAAAGCCGUGAAUGAUGGUCUUUGGCUACAGAUGCUUCUAUGUCACAAGGUGCAAGCAGUGGGUGCUGAUACUUGCAAAAAUUGCUGCCUUGCAAGCAAUGCAUGUGCGUGUAGGCAGGCGUAUGGGUAUACACAUGGAGGCAGUCCAAAGAGCUAUUACAGGCAAGAGCAUGAUCGGAACAAUAGUUCUGGCAGUAUAGGGAAUAUUUACCUUGCUGAUGCCCAAGGUGAGGGAAAUGGCUUAUAUGGGCCUGUGCGUGUCCAUGUAAGGGGCGCAAUUGAUGGGCUUGCUGGCAUUGGGCGAGGAACCACAUAUGUGACUGGUGCAGCUUGGCCUCCAACACGUUAUGUUUUUUCUCGUGUUCCAUUUGGACUUGGCAACAAAAAUUGCCAGCAGUCACUUGCUAAUGAUGAGUCAGAAGCCAGAGUUGAUCCUAAUGGUGAGCUAUCAGGUGAUGGUUUGACAGCUCUUGUUGGUCUUAGCCAAGGGAACAAUGUUGUUAAUGUUCAUGCUGAGCAAACAGAAAGAAUAUAUGAACCAGAUCUGCAGAGUAGAUUUGCAGGGUCUUCUCUUCCUGGUGCUGGUGGUGGCAUUUCAGUGCAGAUGUUAGAAUCACAAGAGCAUGCUCUUGGACUUGAAUGGGAAAGUUCUGAAGGUUCUUCUAUAUCUUUGGAUUUGAAAACACCACUACGCCAUUUCCCUCCAUUUCGCUUUGGGGUGGAAUUUGAAGAUGUCCACAUGCUUGCUGAUGGCCAAGUGAAGCACUCCCCUGAGGUAUUUUAUGCUGGGUCACUUUGGAAGGUGAGUGUCCAGGCUUUCAGUGAUGAAGACCCGCAGGGACGUCGGACACUUGGAUUGUUUCUCCACAGGCGCAAGGCAGAAGUGGCAGAUCCCCUAAGAAAGGUUCACAUGUAUGUUGACUCCCGCGAAAAGGUGACGGCCCGCUAUCAGUUGAUUUGCCCAUCAAAGAGGGAAGUGAUGGUGUUUGGAAGCUUCAAACAGGCAGGGACUUUGUUACCAAAAGCUCCAAAGGGUUGGGGUUGGCGCACUGCUUUACUAUUUGAUGAACUUGCAGAUCUCCUCCAGGGCGGAGCCUUGCGGGUUGCUGCUGUUGUGCAGGUAGUUUGAGACUGGUCAGGUGUGACUGAUAUAUGGAGGUAUUGUGACUUAUAAUACAAGCAUUUUUUGUACAUGGCGUGUAUAUGUAAGUAGAAAAACCCAACCUUGUCAAACCAUAUAUAGCAGCAACAAUUGCUGGUAUGUCUACCUAUAUGUUCUGUUAGAUAUCUCAGUUGGCGAUCUUAAACAAUUGUCGCGGGACACUCAUCGAUGCUUGUUUGUUUGUUAUAGUACAUGGCAAUUGCAGAUUUAUUGUAAUGAUUUGUCGAUUUUUCAGCA
Phoenix dactylifera (date palm) is the source of this 3192-nucleotide messenger RNA. Its product is annotated as BTB/POZ domain-containing protein. Gene Ontology annotation, molecular function: protein binding. NCBI's taxonomy places the organism in Eukaryota, Viridiplantae, Streptophyta, Magnoliopsida, Arecales, Arecaceae. The record is from RefSeq and is a predicted model, not a curated record.